Molecule: messenger RNA, 1512 nt
Organism: Cyclospora cayetanensis
Lineage: Eukaryota; Apicomplexa; Conoidasida; Eucoccidiorida; Eimeriidae
Exons: 10
Coding region: 1-1512 (503 amino acids)
Biological process (GO): endoplasmic reticulum unfolded protein response
Cellular component (GO): endoplasmic reticulum
Source: RefSeq, a predicted model, not a curated record
AUGAAUGUUCCUUCUCCGUCAGCGUUAGUAGCCACAACUACAUCCGAUGGAAAGCUGCACGUCGCUCUCGACGGCAACAGCACCUACUUUUACAACUUCAGAGAGGACGCCUUCUCCGCCCUUGACUUCUGGUGCAAAGACAGGCAGAGCGAAGCUGCCGCGUAUCUUUGCGGAGCCAUGGCGACGGAAGGAAGAAUGGUGUGCUUCGAAAUCAAAAUUGAGGGACGAAAAAUUGAUGCGAUCAGGGAGAUUCGCCGCAGCAAGGACCCCCUCCAGAGAGGAGUUGUUGCAGAACUCGUUGCCUCAAGGGCUCCUUGGGUUGUUACGCGAUCAGAAGGGGAUGACACGGAAUUGAGGAUUCAUUCCUAUGAGGGUGACUUACUCACCUGCGUUGACACCAAGCAGGUCCGCAACCUGCAACUCGCCGUUAGUGGCGAUGGCUGCUUCUUCGGAUGCGCCGCAUGGACACCUGGAGUAAAAAUUUUUGAGGUCAAAACCAAAGGCGGGAACUUCCAAAAAGUGGAAAAAGCCAUGGAUAUUCGCAGCGAUUGUGGUCUGCUUGCCUUUGGCAUUUCUUUGGACCGAACAAUGGCGGCUGUUGUAGACAAAGGCGGGUGUCUGAGCUCUUGGCGAAUUAACGUUCGGCAUCAAGUACGGAGACGCCGCGUAGCGCUAGGCUUUGGCAGUAAUACGUUUCAGGCUCAAGAGGAUCCGAAGAAGAUCUGCGAGACGGCUUUGCAGCUGGAUCCAAAUGGGCUCACUACUCUCCACUUUUCGCGUGAUGGAUCUGUCUUGGUCGUUGCAACUGGGAAGACGCUUUACUUUUUGCGGAGUGCCGAUUUGGAGGUGUACAAGAUCGUCGAGCACAUCACGGUGCAGCCGAUCGAGCAUUUGCUCAUAGCCCCCAACAACAAGUUUGUGCUCCUCUGUGCAGUAAGGCCCAACCCUCACAACCCCCUUGCUCCUAGAGACAUAGCGGAGAGAAAGCAGACUGCAUCGCUGCCCCGCUUCCAAAAACCCUCUGCUGUUGCAUUUUCACCAAACAGCAAUUCGCACUCCAGAGGCUUGCGGCUGUUGCCUUCAGAAGGCGACUCGGCCGGUAGUUCUGCGCUUACCAUCUCCAAAUCCGUGAAGCGGGGACUGCUAGUCAGGGACGAAGAAAAGGGGCACCGGGAGGCCUUUUUGCCCGAUCCAUGCCGAUCUGCAUUCUCCAGGGCCUGUGCCACAGACAGGCUUAGAGGCAGUCCAGCACGCGGCAACGCCAUCGGGGCGUUCACUUCUCUUGAAAAAGCUGCCCUCUACCUCGGUAUUGCUCUGCCUCUACGUUCAACGUCAGCACGCGAACAAACUGGGCAGCUUGGUAUCCAGCUAGCUGGUGAAGUUCGCAGGGCGGCACACCACCCCCAUCACAGUCAAAGCAAUACAAACAAUGCACACGAGAGUUACUCAUACAGGCGAGAAGCCCCUAGCGUCGCGUGCCCCCUGGGAGAAGUGGGGGUCACUCGAUGCUAG